AUGAACGUAUCAGGGACAUGGAACUCCAUUCCCUUCUGUCGUCUGCAGGGGUCCAUCCCAUAUCCCAUCAACAACAGCGUUCUUUUCGAACUUUGGCUUCCAGACAACGAGACAUAUAACGGCCGGUAUCUAUCUGUCGGAAACGGCGGCUUCGCAGGAACCGUCGACACCGCAUCACUCUUCAAAAAUCUCCAUAAAGGAUUCGCGGUAGCCGGGAGUGAUGGCGGUCACCGGCAGUCCAUCAACGACAUCGACAACGGCGCUACCUCCCUUCCCUUUCUGCACGAUACGCAACAAACCCUCGCUUGGAUCCGCAACUCCAUCGCGUAUUUCACCCCAUCGACGAAGGCCAUUACUGGCAUGUUCUACGCCAACACACCGGAGUACAUUUACUACGAGGGAUGCUCGACCGGCGGAGCCCAGGGGUUUGCGGCGGCUGAGUUUCAUCCGGACCUGUUCGACGGCAUCGUGGCGUCCUGUCCGGGAAACUGGUAUUCGCAUCUUAUGUUGAGCUUUCUAUGGGGAUGGAAGGCUGCCGACCAAGCUCCCCUCCCCCAAUCGACCCUUGACUUUAUUCGCUCCCAGGUCCUAGACGCCUGCGAUGGCCUAGACGGUCUAGAAGACGGUCUUAUCGAGAACCCCCUCGCCUGUGAUUUCAACAUCCCCUCAUUACCCUGUCCUCCUGACGCAAACACCACCACCAGCGAACCCUGCCUCACGCCCUCCCAGCUCAGAACCUACACCCUCAUCUCAUCAGGGCCCAUCCACCCGGUAACCAAGAAAUCCCUAUACCCAGGAUUCAAACCCGGCAGCGAGUCCGACUGGACAGGUCAACAGGGCGAACUAGCACAAGACUACGCCGUGCCGCUCUUCCAGAAUUUAAUCUCUCAGUCUCGGUCUCAGAGCGCGCGGAACUUCACCCUCCCUACCGCGCAAUCUUUCAACUGGACCAGUCACGUCGCUCUCGUGGAUAGCGAGGUCUCGCCUGUCCUUGACGCCAUCAGCACGGAUCUGUCAGUGUUCAAGAAUAAAGGCGGCAAGUUACUCGUUACGCAGGGGUGGUCGGAUCCGUAUAAUGCGCCGACGUGGCCGAUGGAGCAUUUGGCGAGGAUUGAAGAGGUCACCAGCGCUGGGGAAGGUGGGCAAAAUAAGGAAGAGUGGAUGAAGUUGUUUAUGAUUCCUGGCGGCGGACACUGCGGCCCGUCACCCCAUUACCCGGAUAUCCCAUCCGAGGUGAACACACUGGAGACGAUGAUCAACUGGGUAGAAAAAGGCAUUUCACCACGCGAUAUGCGAGCAAGCCAGACGAGCGACGAGGAUCGCACACGGAAACUGUGUGCCUGGCCGCUGGUGGCGCGGUAUAAAGACAACAUGACUGGGGGCCGCUGGAACUGGGAGGAGUUUGAGUGCGUUGACCAGUAG
Messenger RNA from Aspergillus steynii IBT 23096, 1422 nucleotides. RefSeq names its product putative feruloyl esterase B precursor. The record is from RefSeq and is a predicted model, not a curated record. The coding region runs from base 1 to 1422 and encodes 473 amino acids. Lineage: Eukaryota; Fungi; Ascomycota; Eurotiomycetes; Eurotiales; Aspergillaceae. The transcript is spliced from 4 exons.